Messenger RNA from Aureobasidium musti, 825 nucleotides. The record is from the annotation of a GenBank genome assembly. Lineage: Eukaryota; Fungi; Ascomycota; Dothideomycetes; Dothideales; Saccotheciaceae.
AUGAACCUGCUAAGUACGCUUGGUGUAUUCCACGCAGAGGUCUUAUCGGGACCUCGUGGCAGCCAAAGCUUGCAGGCUCUGAACAAAUCUAUGAUAGCCCUGCGUAACAAAGCCGUUCAUAGAAUAAGAGUUGAAAUCCAUGCCUUGCGUUUCUGGGCUCUCAGCGCGGUCAGGCUUGCGAAACUGUUAGAAGACCACGAGGCAGCCAAGCAAUUCUCAUCACUUGUGUCUGCCCUCGAAGUCGAGCAUGACAGGAUGAAGGUCGAGAAGUCGAAGGCUGAAGAAAGCCUGCUAGCUACAGUCAAGGAACUGACAGCAAAGCGAGCUGAACUGGACCGUGUGGAGCGAGAGGCCAUGACUGCUUACGAGGCAGCGCACAAGCAAUUGCCGGCUCGCACUUCAGAGCUGGGUAUGAGCAUUGAUGCCAACAUUCCUCUGGACUAUGGGUUUGGACUUGAAUCGAAAGAGACAUCAUCGGCCAAGCCUACGAGCGGCGUUUUGACAGGAUCAAGAGUUGGUUCGGUGCUUGAACAGCCAUCUAGACCUACCCUGGGUGCAGACUUGACAUUCCUGCCCGAGCGGUCAUCAACCACGUCCUCGCAACAGCAACCCACAUUUGUGUAUUACCAUCCUAUCCAAGAGCUGCCACACCGAAUCUUCUCAAAGAAACCACACAUACCGCAUCUUACUCGCAAAGUAGAGCUUACACCUACCAGCAAGCAGUACCCGAGUCAUUUUCCGCUUCAGAUCUUGGAUCACUCUGUCACUUUCGCAUUACGCAAGACAAGAAAAACUGGAGAACUGGACCUGGUGAUCACUUCGUGA